Molecule: messenger RNA, 3240 nt
Organism: Beauveria bassiana ARSEF 2860
Lineage: Eukaryota; Fungi; Ascomycota; Sordariomycetes; Hypocreales; Cordycipitaceae
Product: flavin containing amine oxidoreductase
Exons: 2
Coding region: 1-3240 (1079 amino acids)
Molecular function (GO): oxidoreductase activity; protein binding
Source: RefSeq, a predicted model, not a curated record
AUGGAAACAGAUCCUCAUAGCGAAAAUAGGGCGGGACCUGAAAAUGGCCAUGUGCUGCAAGCCUGUGAAACACGACCGAUGGAUUCACUAUCAGUCCUGAGCAACGUCGCCACGGCAGCGCAGGCCCGGCACGACAUCCCGCCCGGCAGCACGCGAGCUCAAGAUCCAACUACGUAUGCUCAAAAUAGUUUUUAUGGGCCCAUCUCUAUAGCUGAGGCUUCUGCAGAGAUGAAAGGCCGAGGAAUGGUCCUAAGUACCGUCAGCUCACCGCCCAGCCACCAAUUGUUCAGUAAAAUUAAGAUCGAGAAGCCGGACUGCGAGGUGCCCAUACCGUCUUUUCACAAUGGCGCAACGGAAUCUUUCGCCUCCGAUAUGUCUGAUCUCUCAUCUCGUCAAUCAUCCUUUUCUAGUAAAGCGACGACGCCGGCUGAUAAUGAUACCCCGAGAAAACGUACAUCCGACAUCUCAACCCCUACGAUACCUCAGCGCAGUUUUUCAAACGAUGGCGACCGAUUAGACUUCAUCGUUCAACCUAAAUCGUCCAUUCCUAGAGAUAUGCCGUCUUCGCAGUAUGCAACUGAGUGCAUCGUCGCAGCAGAAAAUUCGAGACUGAAUCCCUAUGCUCUCCAUAGCGAAGAGUAUUUUCUUCUACGCCAUCACAUAUCUAACGCUCAGGUGACCACGUACCUGAAUGUGAGGAAUAGUAUCCUGCGCCUCUGGUUGCAAAAGCCCUGGCAGGGGGUUUCGAGGGAAGAAGCCGUUGGGUGUGCAAACGCUCGUUGGUUUGAUGCUGCCAAUGUGUGCUACAAUUGGCUUGUUCGCCGGGGGUAUGUCAAUUUUGGCUGUCUCGACUUGGGGCGUCUUGCGACGAAGGCGAGGUACCAGAAACAGAUCAGCAAAAGGAGAACAGUCGCAAUUGUAGGAGCUGGCAUCUCGGGCUUAUCAUGCGCUAGACAAUUAGAAGGAUUGUUCAAGCAAUACGCGAAUCGAUUCUACGACCUCGGCGAAGAUAUACCCAAAGUCUCGCUCAUCGAAGGGAGAAGCCGUAUUGGAGGCCGAGUCUACUCCCGUCAACUUAGAAGUCAGCCUCCGUCACCUAUGGGUGGCUUUGAUAACAAACGAUGCACUGCAGAGAUGGGUGGAAUGAUUAUUACUGGAUUUGAUCGCGGCAAUCCUCUCAACGUCUUAGUACGUGGCCAGCUUUGUUUGCCCUAUCAUGCCCUCAAAGCCGAAACCACAAUCUAUGAUAGCGAUGGGAAGCCGGUAGACGCCGAGCGUGAUCAGUUGAUCGAAAGACUAUACAAUGAUUGCCUCGACCGUGUUAGCGAGCACAAGUACAAAUCAGUGGCUGCGACGUUGAUACAAGGCAACCGCGAUUUGCUAAAUGAAGGCAAAGACAGCCCAAUAGAUGGGUCCAAGAGCAUCGCUCAAAGCGAAGAGAUCGCAGCCAGCCAGGCUAGCGAAUCAGAGCAAUUACAGCAGAAUGUCGGAGACGUUGUACCAACGAUACCCGUGUCCUCGGACAAACUGACUGGACGGGUGUAUUCCGAGCCCGGCGUACCUGCGGCCUCAAAAGCCUCCGAGAAGGCGGUGUCUAUGGGUUGGACGCUCAAGCAAGGCAUAGAUACGGAAAAGGACCUGGACCUUGGCCAUGCUGUCCACGACCCUGACUCAACCUUGGGUUCGGUGCUCGAUGAUGCUAUCUCCCAAUACAAGUCUUUGGUUGAAUUGAAUGCAUUGGAUCACAGACUGAUGAAUUGGCACAUCGCCAAUCUCGAAUAUAGCAACGCGACGAACCUGCAUAAUCUUAGUCUUGGUCUAUGGGACAUUGACGCUGGAAAUGAGUGGGAAGGUAGUCAUACAAUGGUCGUUGGCGGGUAUCAGAGUGUCGCGCGGGGUUUGCUCCAUUGCCCAACCCCUUUAGACAUCACAGCUAAGUCGCCUGUGAAGCGAAUUAGCUACCAAGCGGAUACGUUUGCCGGACCAGCGAGCAUCGAAUGUGAAGACGGGAAAGUGAUGGAAGCCGACUCCGUCGUAUGCACGGUGCCACUCGGAGUCUUGAAACAUGGCGAUAUCGAGUUUGAUCCGCCUAUGCCUGACUGGAAAACUCAAGCUGUUGAAAGACUAGGCUUUGGUAUUCUCAACAAGGUAGUCUUGGUCUACGAUAAGGUGUUUUGGGACUCGGAUAGACAUAUUUUUGGAGUUUUGAAAGACGCCUCGGAUCCGCAAAGCACGUCACAACAUGCAUAUCGUGCUAGCCGCGGCCGCUUCUUUCAAUGGUUCAACGUUACAAACACCACGGGCAUGCCCUGCCUGAUUGCCUUGAUGGCCGGAGACGCUGGCUUCGACACAGAGACUUCAAGCAACAAAAGCUUAAUCAGCGAAGCCACAAAAACUCUACAAAGCAUUUUUGGCCCGGAUGUGCCACACCCACUGGAGGCAGUAGUGACGCGAUGGGGAUCUGACCCUUUCACAAGAGGCAGUUACUCGUCGGCGGCGCCGGAUAUGCAGCCCGAAGACUACGAUAGCAUGGCAAGGCCAGUGGGCAACCUCUUCUUUGCUGGCGAGCAUACCAUCGGCACCCACCCAGCAACUGUCCAUGGCGCCUAUCUGUCAGGCUUGCGAGCGGCUUCGGAAGUUCUGGACAGAAUUUUGGGUCCGAUCGAAGUACCAACGCCGCUGAUCCUGCCGCGCGACUCCUUGCUCCUCCAGAAGCGGAAAGAAGCCGCCAAGGAUCCUCGUCAAGCACGCAUCGAUGCAUAUGAAACAGAGGCUUGGAAUCAUGUGCAGUCCAAAAUUGGGGAGCGGCCCGUUGCGCCAGGCAAGGUGGCUGGCAACGCGUAUCUUCUCUUCAGCAAGAUGUACUUUGACGAGGCGCGCCGGCGCUGCGAGGAGAACCGCAAGGUGGGCAGGACAAAGGCCAUGCCCAAUGAAGUGCGCGUCAUGACCUCGCGUAUGUGGAAAGAGGCAUCGGAGGAGGUCCGUAGACCCUUCGAGGAGCAGGCCGCCGAGCAGAAGCGGGCAUAUGCCGAAGCUGUGGCCAAGCACGCGCAAGAGGUUGGAAAAUGGGACCUCGAAGCCAUUGAGAUCCGGGCGGCCUAUGACAGGAGCAAUCCUUUUGCGCCGGAACUCGGCGACGCCGCGGCCGGUUCCGGAGGCCGGACGCCGCUCACGCCAAAGAGCCGUCGCGCUCGAAACGUGAGCUAUGCGGAAGAUAACGACAGCGACAUGGAGCUUUAG